AUGAGCGCGCCUACGGGUACCACCGAGCUGCCCGAACGGCCAAAGGAGGCCAAACCCCCAAAGAAAAAACCAGCGAAGCAGCCGAAAGAUAAUAGUGCCAAAAAUGCUAAUAAGGGCCCUAAAAAACAGGCAGGAGGUGCCGCUGGUAUAGAUGUCACCCAAGACCCCGAAUUUAUGUUCAAAGUCGGUUUCCUGGCCGAUGUGUAUCAAGAGAGACCGAUUUCAGAUAAGAUCCCAAAGGUUACCACGCGAUUUCCCCCCGAGCCCAACGGGUUUUUACACAUUGGCCACAGUAAAGCCAUUGCGGUUAAUUUCGGCUUCGCUCGAUACCACGGUGGCAGCUGCAUUCUGCGAUUUGACGAUACGAAUCCCGAGGGCGAAGAGGAAAAGUACUAUAAGGCAAUUGAAGAUAUAAUACAUUGGCUCGGUUUCAAGCCUAUCCGUGUUACAGCUGCCAGCGAUAAUUUCGAGAAGCUCUACCAGCUUGCCGAGGAUUUGAUCCGCCGUGAUGGUGCCUAUGUUUGCCAUUGCACAAAGGCCGAGAUAAAAGUUCAACGCGGUGAAGGAACUGGCGGCGAACGAUUUCCUUGCAGUCAUCGAUCACGCCCCAUUGAAGAAUCCUUGACCGAAUUCCGAGCUAUGAGAGAUGGAAAAUAUAAACCAGGGGAGGCUGCACUUCGGAUGAAACAGGAUCUAGAAAACCCGAACCCGCAGAUGUGGGAUUUAUUUGCCUGGAGAAUCCUCGACCAUGAGCACAAGGCUCAUUUCCGAACCGGAAGUAACUGGAAGGUCUACCCAACUUAUGACUUUGCCCACCCCCUCUGUGACAGUAUAGAGGAUAUUUCACACUCCCUUUGUACCACGGAGUUUGAACUUUCUCGCGAAUCAUACGAAUGGUUAUGCGAUAAGCUAGACGUCUACAAGCCAAUGCAAAGAGAGUAUGGCCGCUUGAACAUAACCGGAACCGUUCUCUCCAAGCGUAAGAUUAUCGAGCUGGUUAAAAAAGGCUAUGUUCGGGAUUGGGAUGAUCCCCGUCUCUAUACUCUUAUCGCGUUGCGCAGACGCGGAUUUCCUCCCGGAGCUAUCCUCUCUUUUGUCAAUCAGCUAGGCGUAACCAAAGCUAAAAUCAACGUUCAAGUCGUCAAGCUUGAACAAACGGUCCGUCAAUACCUAGAAACCACUGUUCCACGUUUGAUGGUUGUACUCGAGCCGCUCAAGGUUAUCAUCGAUGAUCUCCCGGAUGAUUUUGUUGAAAUGGUCGAAGUGCCUUUCUCGAAGGAUCCAUCUUUCGGGUCCCGUAAGGUACCGUUCACAAAGGUAGUGUAUAUAGAGAAGUCGGAUUUCCGCGAGGUCGAUUCCCCCGACUAUUUCCGCCUAGCACCUGGUAAGACGGUUGGUCUAAUGAAAGCGCCUCAUCCCAUAACCGCAACUUCUUUUGAGAAAGAUCUAGAGACCGGGGAAAUUAUUUGUGUUCAUGCCAAGUAUGAGAAACCUGUUGAGGGAUUGCCAGUGAAGAAGGCAAAAACCUACAUUCACUGGGUCGGCGAGUCACCCGCCCACAGCAGUCCUAAACGUGCAGAGGUUCGCGCGUUUAACCAGCUAUUCAAGUCGGAUGAUCCUUCUGCCCACCCAGAUGGCUUCCUGGCAGACAUCAACCCCGACUCCGAACAAAUAUUUACGAACUCUUUUAUCGAAACUGGAUUCGACGAGGUCUGUCGGUCUGCUCCUUGGCCGAAAGAACAGAACAAGGAGAGCGGUGAAGGAGAGGGUGAGACCAAAGCAAAGGAGGACGGGGACGCGAGUAUUGUGGAACCGUAUAGUAUUCGAUUCCAAGGCAUGCGCAUGGGCUACUUCACCGUCGACACAGACUCGAAGCCUGAUGCAAUUGUGCUAAAUCGGAUUGUUACAUUGAAGGAUAGCGCGGGAAAAUCUUGA
Molecule: messenger RNA, 1935 nt
Organism: Coccidioides immitis RS
Lineage: Eukaryota; Fungi; Ascomycota; Eurotiomycetes; Onygenales; Onygenaceae
Product: glutaminyl-tRNA synthetase
Exons: 5
Coding region: 1-1935 (644 amino acids)
Biological process (GO): glutaminyl-tRNA aminoacylation; translation
Cellular component (GO): cytoplasm; cytosol
Molecular function (GO): glutamine-tRNA ligase activity; ATP binding
Source: RefSeq, a predicted model, not a curated record